This is a messenger RNA of Salvelinus sp. IW2-2015, 2798 nucleotides long. Its product is annotated as golgin subfamily A member 7. Lineage: Eukaryota; Metazoa; Chordata; Actinopteri; Salmoniformes; Salmonidae. Gene Ontology annotation, cellular component: palmitoyltransferase complex; Golgi stack. The record is from RefSeq and is a predicted model, not a curated record. Gene Ontology annotation, biological process: peptidyl-L-cysteine S-palmitoylation; protein targeting to membrane; Golgi to plasma membrane protein transport.
ACCUCGUGAAUUGGACAAUUUGUAUCCGGACACAUUAGUAGCUGUACUCAGUUUAGAGCUAGCGGAAGGUAAACAGAGAGCUGUCAACAUGGCUGAGACUCACAGCUUGCAGGAUAUGAGGCAGCAGGCGGCUAUCGCUGCCAAAGUGUUCAUCCAGAGAGACUACACCAACGGCACUGUCUGCCAGUUCCAGACCAAGUUCCCUUCUGAACUGGAGACCAGGAUUGACAAGCAGCAGUUUGAGGAGACGGUGAGGACGCUGAACAACCUGUAUGCUGAGGCAGAGAAGCUGGGAGGCUCGUCGUAUCUGGAGGGCUGUCUGGCCUGCCUCACAGCUUACACUAUCUUCCUCUGUAUGGAGACACACUACGAGAAGGUUUUGAAGAAGAUUGCUAAAUUCAUCCAGGAGCAGAAUGAUAAGAUCUAUGCUCCACGAGGUCUGCUCCUCACUGACCCUAUUGAGAGAGGCCUCCGAGUUGUUGAAGUAACCAUCUUUGAAGACAGGAGCCUGGGCAGAUAAAAUCUACAGUACUAUGAUCCCAGACUGACUGGACAAGAGCUCUUGAGGGGCUGGUUCUGCUCAGCAUCACCUGGGGCCUCAUUUAUCAAAGGUGCGUUCACACAAAAAAAAAAUCUAAAACUUGCAUAUGCCAGUUUUCCCUCAAAUGUUGGUAUUUAUCCAUUUUGAACGUGAAGGGAAAGUGUGCUUAUCUCCACACAAAUCUCAGACCAGCCGUACGCACAACUUCUAGUGGUAGAUCAACAUGUAUCACAAGCAAAUAUUGUUAUUUUGAGAAAAAAUGUAGGUGUUUGAUGCACAAGAAUUAMAAUAAUGGUAGGCUAAUAAAAACAUAAAGGCCUAAUGAUAGAACAGAUGCAUUUGCCGUUGGUAAGGAGAUCACAUAGCAGCAUGUAGCCUAAUGCGUUUCUUUUACUUGUAUUAUAUAAGCCUAAAUUAUAAUCAUAUAGCGGGACAUGUCUCCUUUUCCACUCUUAGCGGCGUUGGCGGAAAGAGGAUGUUUCUGGUUUUCAGGGAUACAGUAUUUUCAACCUAACUUCRGUUUCUCCUGGAGAAAGGAGAAUAGCCAAACAUGCUCAAAAGUAAAUAGACCGGUAGCCUAUUUAAAUUUGACAGUGUGUAGGAUACAGUAUCGCUGUGCGAUAGGAGUGCAACGUCAUAGCCUAUUUCAAUUCAGAGCCUAUACCAAGGCAGGAGAUAGAAACACAAUCAUCUACUGAUAAACAAAAUAUUGAACAAGAAUUAGUAUUUUCCACAGAAGUGUGCUGUAGCAUUUACUGUUGAAUUGUUCGAGUAGGGAAUCAAAUUUUCAGAAUGUGCUACUAGUGUUUGGCACGCAUUUUUUGUUUYAAAAAGGUAAGUAUUCUGCCCUCAGCUCUACAUAAACGUGAUAAAAUUUGCCAUUGCACUUUCUUUUUUAUCAUGGCCCCGUUCCAACAUCUCCAAAUCAUACAUCAAAUGAGGGUGUUUUUAUUACCAUAAAAGGUAACAAAAACAUGCGUAUAUGUUGUGUGCAGUAGUUUGAUAAAUCCCAAUAAUUUAGUUGUGAAUGCAAAUCCUAGUAUCCCCACGUACGGCAGAYUUUWGUGAGAAAUGUACGCACGGUUGAUAAAUGAGACCCCUGGUCCUGGGUAGGUGGGACCACCACCACACCUCCAGACUGAGGACCACCMGAACCUUUAGCCUGCAGAACAUCAUACCAGCCCUCGUGGCUCCCAUCCAGGAUCCACAUCUACUUUCUGACUACUGCGUCUCUACAAUCUCCCCUGUACUCGACUCCCUCACACUGUUCUAUACUCCACUCAACUAACGCAUGUACAGUAUAUGAUGCUGGGGCUGUAUUACCCAUUAAAAUCCUAAAGGCCCCUCUAAAGUGAAAUAAGAUACGAUUUGACAGUUAACGUUGUUUUCUGUAAUACAUCCCCAGACUCUUAAUUCUCUCAAAUGUAUUUCCUAUCUCUGUAUUUAUAACCAUUUACUUACUGUAUCUUAAGUCUGUUUACUUUUGCCUGUACAGAGAUUGCUUGCUUUACAAAACCAAAUGGUCCAAAUUAUGCUUGCAUUCCUCUUGCAUGUUGCGUCAAUGCUCAGAUGGUUCUUUUGUAAAACGUAAAUGUGCCAUGCAUAGUGUUUGUUUGGUGACUACUGUUCAUUUUGCCGUGRGUUGAUUGACUUGUAUGUGUGUGGGUAGGCUAUGUCUAGCUAUGUAAGCACAUUUGAUUGCCUUCAAGUGAAGCGUUAGGCCGAGAAGUGCUCUUGUCUCCAGUGCCUGUAGUUUCUGUGAAGAUUGCCUCUGUCAGCUCAGUGGGUUCAGGUCAAGUGUAUUUUAGUAGCCAGCUUAUCCUAACUUUUGCUCGCUUUAUUUUCGGCAGCAAGCWUGUUAAAAAUCGAAGACGAUUCCUAAACAACCCCAACUUCUUGWUUUCUUUGUUUUUGUAUUGAUCAAUUGUAUGAAUGAAGGACAUUAGAUUGUUAACUUUUGGUGAUGAUAUAGAUAUACAUUGACAGUACGUGGGUUAAAUACAAUGAUUAAUAUAAACCCUGGAUUGCUGAUAUGUAUUGGCCAAUGAAAGGCUUUGAAGCCAAAGGUCGGCCAUAGUGGCACUCCUCAGAAGAAGCAGUUUUCAAUUAAAUGUAUCAAAGACAAAAUUACAUGUAUUUAAGUAUUUUUUUAUUGUAGUGGAGACGGUAGCAUUAGAACUUUAAAAAAUUAUACUUUGACAGAUGUUUUUAUAUAUACAGUACCGGUCAAAAGUUUGGACACACCUACUCUCUCAAG